AUGAGCGUCCGGGUGGCGCGGGCGGCCGGGCCGGCGCGGGCCUGGGCUGGGGGCUGGGGCGCCGGCCGCCGCCGCGGGGCCUCGAGCGCCCCGCCGCCUCCCCCGGCGUCGUACGUGGCGGCGCUGCUGCGAGAUGCCGCCGCCGAGGAGGCCGGGCCCUGGGCGGCGGCGCGGCGCCCGCCGGGCCAGCGCUCGGUGCUGCUCUUCCCGGGCCAGGGCAGCCAGGCGGUGGGCAUGGGCCGCGGGCUGCUGCGCUACCCGCGCGUCCGCGAGCUCUACGCCGCCGCGCGCCGCGUGCUGGGCUACGACCUGCUGGAGCUGAGCCUGCGCGGGCCGCGGGAGGCCCUGGACCGCACCGCCUGCUGCCAGCCGGCCGUCUUCGUGGCCUCGCUGGGCGCCGUGGAGAAGCUGCAUCACCUGCAGCCCCAGGUCAUUGAGAACUGUGUUGCUGCCGCUGGAUUCAGCGUGGGGGAAUUUGCAGCCCUGGUGUUUGCUGGAGCCAUGGACUUUGCUGAAGGUCUGUACGCUGUGAAGGUCCGAGCCGAGGCCAUGCAGGAGGCCUCGGAAGCUGUGCCCAGCGGGAUGCUGUCUGUCCUCGGCCAGCCCCAGUCCAAGUUCACAGCCGCCUGCUGGGAAGCCCGGGAGCACUGCAAGUCUCUGGGCAUGGAGGACCCCGUGUGCGAGGUGGCCAACUACCUCUUUCCCGAUGGCAGGGUGAUCUCAGGACACCUGGAGGCGCUGCGGUUUCUCCAGAAGAACUCCUCCAAGUACCGCUUCAGACGCACCAAAAUGCUGAAUGUCAGUGGGGGCUUCCACACGCGCCUCAUGGAGCCAGCCCUGGAGCCCCUGGCGCAGGCCCUGAAGGCCAUUGAGGUGAAGCAGCCCCUGGUCUCCGUGCACUCCAACAUUGACGGGAAAAGGUACGCACACCCCACGCACAUCCAGAGGCUGCUGGUGCAGCAGGUGGUCUCCCCGGUGAGGUGGGAGCAGACCAUGCACGCCAUCUACGAGCGCAAGAAGGGCACCGCGUUCCCCAGGACCUUCGAGGUGGGGCCCGGGAAGCAGCUGGGCAGCAUCCUGAAGAGCUGCAACCUGCAGGCCUGGAAGGCCUACCGCCACGUGGACGAGCUGGGGGCCGACGAGGACCCUGGCCUGGACCCUACCCUGUAGGCGGCUCCCGGGCCCAGGGCAGUGGCUCUGGGGGCCUGUUGCCCACCCGCCUGCAGUGGAGGUCGUGGGCCCUGCCCGCCCUGCCCCGGGGCCUCCUCCCAGAGACUAGAAGAUUUAUACAAAGGCUUUAAAUUUUAUGUGAAAAACAAAAGCACAAAAACUGUGACUUUAUGUGACACGAGCCGCUUCUGUUCUGGGCACAGAUGGGACUGGAAGGUCGGCUGGUGCCUCCGGAGUGUGCUGGGAGGCCAGGUACGUGCUGACCAUUCACGAGUCAGGUCACUGCCAGAGGGGCCCCUCCGGCACACCUGCGCGAGGACUGGGCCGGGCCCUGCUCCCCUCCCUGCCCCAGGGUCCUUUCAGACAGGGCCUCUGCAGGGCCCCCUGCCUGCCCCUCCAGGCUGAAGCGCCCCCUUUCAGUGCACCGGGACACUCGAGGGGGUGAAAUCUCUGAGCUGGUCUUGUGCAUACCCCAUGGGGUUGGCCUGCGCCCCGGGCAGAGCCGUGCUUGCUGGGGUGGGAGUCGUGCACUGGCAGGCCUGUGCCCCCGCGCCCAGCACUGUGAGGAAGAGCCCCGUAAAGCUUGGCCCCGGGGUGUUCAGCAUCAGCAAACCUUGUUGCUGUGUAAGUAACCGCGGUGGGUUUGCACCCUUCCCAGGCGCUGCGGGCCGGCAGCCUGGAGCCCAGGCUCUGCGGUCGGGCCCUGUUCUCAGUCACGUCCAGCUGAGGAACACAGUCUCGUGAGGGGCAGCGUCACCUGGGGUUGCUGUCCCUUGGGGCCUUUGACCUCUCGGCACCCCUUCCCUCAGGGUCCAGUGGUGCUCCCGGCUCCACCCACAGGCAAUGGGGGAGCGCAAGCAAAAAGCACAGGGUGCACGGGGCGCCCUCAAGGAAAACCCCAAAAAGGAAGCAGUUUCCCUGCUCAAGGCAACAGCAGGGAGCCUGCUGUCCAUCAGCGCACCGGGUGCAUACAGCAGGUGCCAGUUAGAGGCACAUCCCGCCGCCCGCCCGCACCCAUGCUGGCGGAGCUGUGGGCUGCUGGAGCCGUGUCUUCUGCGACCCUCCCCUCCUGCGUUUUAUGGGGGAUGUUCGGUCUAGAUCCCAGCCCGGCUCUUCCCUGGGCCCCUCCCUGAAUGCCCAAAUCUGCACGUCGCCCACGUGGGGCAGGCCUCUCAUUCCUGCCUUGACGAGCCCAGGGGGUCCUGUGCCCCCACACACACCCCAGCCGCCCACAUCCGAGCUUCCCCAACAUGGAGAAAAUGCCCCGCAGCCAGGAACUGGGUCGACACCAACUAGGUCGUGGGGGUGGGCAGUGCCCCUGGGUUGGUCCUUGCCACACCCCUGGCCACGCUGAGUUUGCAGUGGGUCCCCAGGACCGCAGGGUGAAUGUGUCCUCACUGGGCGAGCCCCAGGCACACUUCCUGGGUGAGACAGGUCUGGAGAGGACGGCACGGCCUCUCCGCAGGCCAGCACCAGGCACCUGGGCAACAGUGGCCUGGGAAGCUGGGGGUUCUGGGCCUGCCCUGAGGUUGUGAGGGGGAGUCACACACAUAGGGGAGGGGUGAAAUCAGCCCGCAGAGCCCGGAGGCUAGACCUUGAGGAGCUGAGGGCUGGUGGUGGCGAGGGGACCCCGUUGCAAGGACCAGGGCGAGGAAGCGGGGCGGGAGCAUGUGCCAGGUCUGCGCCAGGGCUGGAAAGACAGAGGCCCCGGAGGGGCAGGCGAUGUGGCCGCCGUGGGGAGCCAGGGCUGAUGGAAGCAGCUCGCCCAGCCCAGGUCUGGCGUUGAAGGUCGGGCACUGGGGGUGGGAGGCGACCGCCCAAGCUCUGGGAGGGGCUGGCGGGGCUUAGAAACGGUGCCACACCUGGAUAGGGACAGGCUGGGCCAGCGUCCCCUCCCCGCCUCUCCCAUGAGAGCCGCACAGACCGCGUGUCCGGCGGGGGGGGCUGGAGGCCACACGUGGGAGGGCAGCCCUGGCAGCCGCAGGAAGUAGUCCCGCAUGGUGGCCUGCGGGCAGGACGGGGGCAGGAGCAGCUUCGCUGGCCACAAUGAAGACGGCGUUUGCAAGCGCGUGAGCCGGAGGCUGGACUCGUGGCUGCUCCGGUGCUAGGAGCUAGGCUGCUAGGCUAGGUGCUGUGCUAGGCUAGGCUAGGCGCUAGGCUCCGGUGCUAGGAGCUAGGCUGCUCCGGUGCUAGGAGCUAGCCCAGCCCUUCCCUCCGCCAGCCGAGACAGCCCUCCGUUCAACCCCCAGAGAGGACCAGAGACGGCUGCAAACCAACAUUUUAUUGCGCUCUCCUCGCCCCGGGGAACAUCUAGCCGGUAGGUUUCUCUUCACUGGGAGCACCACAGACGCAGGGGUGUGACCAGCACUCCCCCUGCGGCCGCCUCCCAGUCUUGCCCAGGGAGGAGGGCUCCCCCAGGGCGGGCCCCAGGAGGACGGCAGGGAGAGCAGGCCCAGCAGGGCAGUUCACCAGUAACAGCCCAGAGGUAUGAUGAAUUCAUUUCUUAUAAAAUAAACAAGAAAAAACUAGUAUCAAACCUCAGAAGUGUCCCAGCACUCAGAGUUUAAAUAUAAAAAAGGAUCAGGAAACAGUUAAAAAGACAGCAAAACCAACGGGGCCACCUCCAGGGUGGG
Molecule: messenger RNA, 3803 nt
Organism: Talpa occidentalis (Iberian mole)
Lineage: Eukaryota; Metazoa; Chordata; Mammalia; Eulipotyphla; Talpidae
Gene: MCAT
Product: malonyl-CoA-acyl carrier protein transacylase
Molecular function (GO): transferase activity
Source: RefSeq, a predicted model, not a curated record